This is a messenger RNA of Beauveria bassiana ARSEF 2860, 6855 nucleotides long. RefSeq names its product lovastatin nonaketide synthase. NCBI's taxonomy places the organism in Eukaryota, Fungi, Ascomycota, Sordariomycetes, Hypocreales, Cordycipitaceae. The transcript has 3 exons. The record is from RefSeq and is a predicted model, not a curated record. Gene Ontology annotation, molecular function: phosphopantetheine binding; oxidoreductase activity; 3-oxoacyl-[acyl-carrier-protein] synthase activity. Gene Ontology annotation, biological process: fatty acid biosynthetic process; secondary metabolite biosynthetic process. Bases 1 to 6855 code for a protein of 2284 amino acids.
AUGGAGACGCCCACACCUCUUGCCAUUGUCGGCAUGGCCUGCCGCACGUCCGGUGAUGUGAGGACAAUCGAUGAGUUUUGGACUAUGCUGUCUCGGUCCCGACACGGUUCCGGCCCUAUUCCCAAGAGUCGAUACAAUGCCGAGGCUUACUACCACCCGAAUCCGCAAAAGAGAGGCACCUUCAACCAAGUUGGUGGCUACUUCAUCGAUAGAGAUUUCUCCGUCUUUGACGCGCCUUUCUUCAACAUUACCAAACAAGAAGCCAGUUCAAUGGACAUCAACCAGAGACAACUUCUCGAAUGCACAUACGAAGCCCUGGAAAAUGCUGGUCUACCCAAGGGUAAGAUCUCCGGCGAAAAGAUGGGUGUCUUCAUUGGAACGAAACGAGCCGACUAUCGUACCGGAAGCUUGCAGGACCUCAACCAAGUCGAAAUGUUCGAAGCUACCAGUGGCCACAGCUCCAUUCAGGCUGGUCGUAUCUCAUACUAUUUCAACUUGAAUGGCCCAUCCUUUUCGGUGGACACGGCGUGUUCCUCUAGUUUGCACGCUAUGCAUGCUGCUGUGCAGAGCAUCCGAAGUGGCGACUGCGACUCUGCCAUUGUUGCUGCCAGCAAUCUAUACAUGAAUCCGGACGAUCUAAUCCAAAUGUCUAUGCUGGGUCUCUUUACCCCAACAGGUAAGACUUACGCCUUCGAUCACAGAGGCCAAUCAGGCUUUGCAUGCGGUGAAGGCGUCGGCUGUGUUGUUAUCAAGCCUCUCGACCAGGCCCUGCGUGAUAAUGACAAAAUUCGCUCCGUCAUUGUCAACACGGGAAUCAACCAGGACGGCAAAACCGUCGGCUUGACUUCACCGAGUGCCAGACAGCAGGAGAACCUCAUGCGCGAGGUCUAUGCUCGCGCCCACAUUAGCCCAAGCGACGUCGGCUUUGUCGAAGCCCACGGCACGGGUACAAAGGUUGGCGAUCCUUUGGAGGCCACCGCAAUUCACAACUUCUUUGGUCAAGGCCGCACUAAGCGUUCGCCUCUAUACCUUGGCUCAGUGAAGACCAACAUCGGCCAUCUGGAGAAUGCCAGUGGUUUGCUCUCCGUCAUCAAGUCUACUCUCAUGCUGGAGCGCAACUUUAUCCUGCCCAACACCAACUUUGAGAAAGCAAACCCCGCCAUCCCUCUCGAUGAGUGGAACAUCAAGGUUCCCACCACCAUUCGCCCCUGGCCCAAAGGCAAACGAUUUAUCAGCAUCAACAACUUUGGUUUCGGUGGUUCCAAUGCUCACGUCGUCCUUGAAAAAGCUCCCCUGUCCCAGGUUGCCAAGGGCCUUGCCAUCGAGGCGAACGACGACAACCAAAUUGUGCCCAGGCUCUUUGUCAUGUCGGGCAACGACGAAGGCGCGGCGAAGCGCAAUGCCACUGCUAUCGGCAUCUACACGGAACAGCACCCUGAGGUGUUCCAAAAGCGCAUUAUUCGCGACAUGGCGUACACACUGGGCGAGCGCAGAACUCACCACAACUACCGCCUGGCGCUCACUUGCGGCAGCUUUGAUGAACUCGUGUCUACGCUUAACUCUGAAGCAUUGAUUCCUACGGUCGCAACCACUGACCCUCUGAAGCUGGCAUUCGUUUUCACCGGCCAAGGUGCUCAGUGGCCGCAGAUGGGCAAGCAGCUUCUCAACACACACCCUGUUUUUGCCGAUACUGUCAAGUCUGCUUCCGAUUAUCUGGAAAGCAUCGGCGCCGAUUUUUCUCUUCUAGAAGAGCUGGUGCGUGACAAGAGCGAAUCUAUCGUCGGACUUGCCCACAUUUCGCAGCCAAUCUGCACUGCUGUGCAGCUUGGUCUCGUUGAGCUGCUGAAGACUUGGAACAUCAAACCUUCCAUGGUCAUCGGCCAUUCCUCCGGCGAAAUGGGCGCAGCUUACGCCGCCGGCGCCAUCACCCUGCGGGAAGCUAUGGCUGCUGCGUACUAUCGUGGCCAUUACGCCGCACAGAUGAAGCAGCGUAACCCUGACCUCCAUGGUGCAAUGCUCGCUGUUGGUGCUGGGCCUGAGGAAGUCAAAGGAAUAAUCAAAUCCAUGGGUCUCUCUGGUGUUACUGUCGCUUGCGAAAACUCUCCCAACUCUAUCACCGCCUCCGGUGACGAGGCUCACAUUGAUAAGCUCGCUGCAGAGCUUGAACAGCGGAGCAUGUUCAAUCGCAAGCUUCGUGUUGAAAUGGCAUAUCACUCACCUCACAUGCAACUGGUGGCUGAUGACUACAUGUCUGCUAUCCGCAACAUGAGCCCUGCGCCAACUGAGGGAGUAGAAUUCUAUUCCUCGCUUCUCGGCGCAAAGCUUGAUAAUACUGCUGCGCUUGGUGGCCAGUACUGGGUCGACAACUUGACAAACCCUGUCCGCUUCUCGUCUGCCUUCGCCGAGCUGUACAAGAGUGGCAAGCCAGACAUCAUAGUCGAACUCGGUCCUCACGCUGCCCUGGAGGGUCCAAUCAAGCAGAUUCUAAAGGGAAUCAGCCCACAGGCGGCUGCCAACGCCAAAUACUUCUCUGCCUUGAUGCGUAACCAGGAAGCUACAACUACCGCUGUUAAGCUGGCAGGCAACCUUUGGAGCCGAGGUCAUCCCAUUGACUUUUCUGCCGUCAAUUUGACCUUGACAGGCCAGGAGCGGCCUUCCUUGAUUUCGGAUCUGGCACCUUAUUCGUGGUCGCAGCAUCAGUACUGGGCAGAGUCACGGGCUGGAAAGAACCACCGCCUGAAGCCAUUCCCGCGCCAUGAUUUGUUGGGAAUCCUGGAUGAUUUCUGCAAUGAAGAUGAGCCGACUUGGAAGAGUGUCAUUACUACAGAUGACAUUCCCUGGACAAAAGACCACAAGAUGCAGGGCCUGCCCACAUUCCCACUCUCUGGAUAUAUCACCAUGGCGAUCGAGGCAGCCUCUCAGCGUGCCCAGCUUCGUGGUAAUACAGUAGAAGAUAUUGCGGCCUUUCGUAUGCGUGAUAUCAAGGUCACCAAGGCACUGAUACUGGAUGAGAACAGCAGCUACGAUUUGCGCUUUAGUCUGAAGGCAUAUGCUGAAGGCCUGGGUUCUUACUCUGACGAGUGGGAUUCCUUCCACAUCUCAUCCUGGACUCAGUCGCGUGGAUGGUUGGAGCACUGCCGUGGCCUUGUUGGUAUCAAGAAGAAGAGCUCUGCCAACAUUAUCCGACCCGUCACUUACGAUGCCGCUCUGAGCCGAAAGGCUUUCAUUGAAAGCAGCGAUGCUACCAACAUUGAUGUUGAGAGAUUUUACAGCGAAUUGGAUGUCAAAGGUGCUGGCUACACUGGCAGCUUUGACAGCAAGGAAAAUGGAAGCCUUCGUGUGUUCAAGAAUAUGUCGAGCUGCUCCAUCGCCCUCAAGGACACUGCUCAGUGUAUGCCCUACCAAUACGAAACCAAGACGAUUGUUCCCAGCGCCUUCCUGGAUACUGUGUUUCAAUCUGUCUUCCUGAACCUCGGAGCUGGCCGUGGAGAUAUGCCUCACCUUUUCAUGCCCGCCGCGGUCAAUGAGCUUGAAAUCACCCCCGAAUCGCCCAAUGCUGUCGGCGAGGUCGUUCAGGUCGUGACCAAGUGCCCUGAGACAAUGCCAGCGGGUGCCGUGGAUUUUGACAUUGAUGUAUGGCAGAGGAGCCCCGCUGUGCCCGUCAUUUCGGUUCGUGGAUUUAUGAUGAACCCCUUGUAUGGCGAUGUGUUUGAAGGUCAGGAGCCCCGUUCUCUGUGCUACAGUGUUAAGUGGGAGUCGCUUGCCGAACAGAAGGCGAAAGACAAUGCGCCAGAAACGGUUGCCAAUGGCCAUACUAAUGGCCAUACCAACGGUGCAGCCAAUCUUCACAACGGUCACACCAAUGGCAUCUCAAAUGGUCAUGCUAAUGGUGUCACGAAUGGCUGUUCGAAAGGCGAAGCCAACGGUGACGUCAGUAGUCAUGCUAAUGGCUACGCCAAUGGACACGUCAACGGACAUGCCAACGGACAUGCCAAUGGUGACACUAAUGGGCAUAUCAAUGGUCACACCAAUGGUCACACCAAUGGUCACGCUAAUGGGUUCACCAAUGGCCACCCCUAUCUCAACAGGGUCGACUUGAGCGAGACUCCAAUCAUCAUCAUCUGCGAUGCCGGAGCAACGCCGCUGGCCUCGGCGCUGGCCGACCUUAUCGAGCUCCAAACCGGCGGUCUGAUGCCAAAGAUUACCACUCUCGCUGAUGUUGAGAUUUCGUCUUCCACCAGGUACAUCUGCCUGAACGAAGUCGAGGGUCCUGUUCUUCACAACAUGGAUGGCACUACUUUUGCCAAAAUCCAGAAGCUUCUUUUGAACUGCUCAUCCAUGCUUUGGGUUGGCACUGGCGCGUACCACACUGCUACGACUCCCUUGAACAACCUUGCACAGGGUAUGAUGCGUACAAUUCGCUCCGAGUCUAGCAAGAUUGCCGGAACUCUUGAUCUUCAUCCCAACUCAACCCUUCAGCCUGUCGAUCAGGCCCAGUUGGUCAUCACUGCUAUGAAGACGACUCUGGAGACUCAUGAGGAUGAUGCCCCUGUCGACUUUGAGUUUGCUGAAAAGGAUGGCAAGCUGUUUGUACCUCGCAUCUACAAUCAAAACGAUGUCGACCUUGAGCUCUUCCGUGCCACUCAGCCAUCCCGCCCCUACGCUCAGAACUUUUCUCAGCCUGGGCGCCGCCUGAAGCUGGCUGUUGGCACCUACGGUGCACUUGAUUCUCUGUACUGGAAGGAUGAAGAGGAGUACGUUCUCGGCGAAGAGGAGAUUGAGAUCAAGGUGGCUGCCACUGGCAUGAACUUCAAGGAUGUGGUCAUUGCAAUGGGCCAGCUGGCUAGCCCAUACCUUGGAGUCGAGUGCGCUGGCACUGUCUCACGCAUUGGCUCCAACGUCAGAUCGCUCAGGGUCGGUGACCGUGUCUGCGCCAUGACACACGGUGCUUAUGGAACCUACGCUCGCUGCCCCGCGACUAGCGCAGGUCUCAUCCCCGAAGGCAUCUCUUUUGAGACGUCGGCCUCAAUCCCAGUCGUUUACUGCACUGCUUACUAUGGUCUUGUUGAUCUGGCUCGCCUAGAGUCUGGUGAGAAGAUUCUCAUUCAUGCUGCUUCUGGUGGUGUGGGCCAGGCUGCGAUCCAGCUUGCCCAGAUGAUUGGCGCAGAGAUCUUUGCCACAGUCGGAAGCCUGGACAAGAAGCAGCAUCUUAUCGAGGAGUACGGCAUCGCCGACGAUCAUAUCUUCUACAGCAGAGAUAGCUCAUUCGCCCCGGCGCUGCGCGAUGCCACCGGUGGCAAAGGAGUGGACGUUGUCAUCAAUUCCCUUGCCGGCGAUCUGCUGCGCGAGACUUGGUCUUGCCUCGCCCCCUUUGGCCGCUUCAUUGAGAUUGGAAAGCGAGAUAUCAACUCCAACACGAGACUGGAAAUGGCCAAAUUUGAGUGGAACUGCACCUUUAGCUCGGUGGAUUUGACCAAGGUCGGUGACUUUAGACCCAAGAUCAUGGGCCGCAUCUUCCGCAAUGUCAUGGAGCUCUUGGACAAGAAAACAAUCAAGCCCAUUGGCCCCAUCACAACUGUUAGCAUCAGCGAGGUUGAGUCUGCUCUGCGCAAACUUCAGAGUGGCAAGACGACUGGUAAGGUGGUGGUCAACCAUGAGCUCGACGGACAAGUCAACGCUACCCACCCCGAGCCAAAUACCCACUCGCUCAAGGCCGAUGCCGCGUACAUUAUCAUCGGUGGUACUGGUGGUCUCGGUCGAUCCAUGUCCAAGAGAAUGGUGCAACGAGGCGCGAGAAACAUUGUUCUGCUUUCCCGCAGUGGCAGCAUGACGGCAGAGCUGGAGAGGCUGAUUGCAGAGUGCGAGCCCCUUGGCGCCAAGAUUCAUGUCAUGGCGUGCGAUGUUGCAGAUGAGGCCAAAGUCAAUGAGCUCAUUGCUCAGCUGCGCAGCUCACUGCCUCCUAUUCUCGGUGUCAUUCAUGCUGCCAUGGUGCUACGUGACACUCUGUUUGAGAACAUGUCGUUUGAAGAUUACGAGGCCGUUGUCCGCUCCAAGGUUUCGGGAGGCUGGAACUUCCACAAGGCUCUGAUCAAUGAUCCUUUAGACUUGUUUAUUGUUCUCUCGUCGGUGGCUGGCAUUGUUGGAAACCGUGGGCAGGCCGCAUACGCCGCUGCCAACACGUUCCUUGACGCAUUGACUGCUCACCGUCGCCAGCUUGGCCUUGCUUCUACAUGUCUCAACUUGACAGCCGUUGAAGGCGUCGGCUACUUGGCGGAGAACUCGGCCAAGCAGUCGGAAGUACUCAAGAACCUGUCAGGAAGCACCAUGGGCGAGAGCGAAGUGCUUGCCCUGGUGGAGGCGGCGAUUGAUGGCAAAGUCGGUACCUUUAGCAAUGACCAGGCGAUUACUGGUCUUGACCUUGGCGACGCCAGCAACUUUCCUUAUUACGCUGCCGAUGCCAAAUUCAAGCCCCUUCGCGAUGCUGCAGUUGCCGCAAGCGCUGCCGCUGGAGGCGCGGACGGCGCGACCAACAUUCCUAUCGGCAAGAAGCUGGCAAAGCUCGCGACGGUUGACGAAGCUGUCGAGCUUGUUGGCACAGGCUUGCGCGAGAAGCUGGGUGCCAUUCUGAUGCUGCAUCCCGAUGUCAUGGCGGCCAGACAGGCCACCACUACCAUUACUGCGUUUGGGUUGGAUUCGCUCAACGCCAUUGAGCUGCGCAACUGGAUUGGAAAGGAGUUGCAGGCGCACUUGCAGGUGCUGGAGCUGUUGACGAGCGGCACCAUGGCGGAUCUGGCUUCGCAGAUUCUGCGCAAGACCAGGAUUCAGGGUGUCUGGACCGAGGUGAAGACUGCAUAG